This is a messenger RNA of Ochotona curzoniae (black-lipped pika), 735 nucleotides long. It is a transcript of the gene MS4A15, whose product is annotated as membrane spanning 4-domains A15. The record is from RefSeq and is a predicted model, not a curated record. Gene Ontology annotation, cellular component: plasma membrane. The transcript has 6 exons. Bases 7 to 735 code for a protein of 242 amino acids. Gene Ontology annotation, biological process: cell surface receptor signaling pathway. NCBI's taxonomy places the organism in Eukaryota, Metazoa, Chordata, Mammalia, Lagomorpha, Ochotonidae.
AGCACUAUGUCUGCACCUGCCGCCAGCAAUGGGGUCUUCGUCGUCCUCCCACCCAGCAAUGCCAGCAGCCUACGCCCGCCUCCAGCCAUGCUACCCCCCUCCAUGUGCCAGCCCCCAGGGGUGAUGCAAUUCGAGGAGCCACCACUGGGGGCGCAGACACCUCAGACCACCCAGCCGCCAGACCUCCGGCCUGUGGACGCGUUCCUGACCGGAGAGCCCAAAGCGUUAGGGACCGUGCAGAUCCUCGUAGGCCUCAUCCACCUGGGCUUUGGUAGUGUGCUGCUCACGGUCCGCCGCGGCCCGCUGGGGAUGCUGUUCAUAGACGGCGGUGUCCCCUUCUGGGGAGGAGCCUGCUUCAUCAUCUCCGGGUCCCUGUCAGUGGCUGCCGAGAGGAAGCAUACCAGCUGCCUGGUAAGGAGCAGCCUGGGCACCAACAUUCUCAGCGCCAUGGCAGCCUUUGCUGGGACGGCCAUUCUGCUCAUGGACUUCGGGGUCACUCAUUGGGAUGUGGGCAGGGGCUAUCUGGCCGUGCUCACCAUCUUCACCAUCCUGGAGUUCUUCGUCUCGGUCAUUGCUACCCACUUUGGGUGCCAAGCCACCCGCAACCGAGCCAACAUGCCCGUGAUUUUCCUCCCGAACGCCUUCAGCACGGACUUCAGCAUCCCCAGCCCAGCUGCCUCCCCACCCCCCGCUUAUGACAACGUGGCGUAUAUGCCCAAGGAGUCAUCCGAGUAG